Ilex paraguariensis (yerba mate) is the source of this 543-nucleotide messenger RNA. The record is from the annotation of a GenBank genome assembly. NCBI's taxonomy places the organism in Eukaryota, Viridiplantae, Streptophyta, Magnoliopsida, Aquifoliales, Aquifoliaceae.
AUGCACGUAUUUACCAUUGGUUGUCGCCAUAUACAAACAUAUUUUGUUGGACAGGUAAAUGUCUCUAUCUCUGCUGGGGACAAUUACUGCAUUGAGGUUGUACUUCGCUGUUUCGCAACAGAAGGUGAUGGACUUGGGCCACACGAACUUAAUGAUGGUGGUGUUCUUGCUACAGUGGUGGCAGCUGGCUUCAAAGGUGAGCUUGUUCGAUUUCAAGCUGGAGUAACAAUGGAGAUCUCUCGAUUAGAUGCUUGGUAUUCAAGCAGUGAUGGUUCUUUGGAAGGUCCAGCGAUAUACAUUGUGAGAGGUCUUUGUCGUAGGUGUUGCAUUCCAGAAGUCGUUCUUCGGUGUAUGCAGGUUUCUGUUUCACUCAUGGAGUCUGGCAAUCCACCUGAAACGCAUGAUCAGUUGAUUGAACUCGUUGCAUGCCCUGAAACAGGAUUUCUCUAUUUGUUUAGUCAGCAUCAAUUGCAGGAAUUUCUACUAUUUGAGAGAGAAUACGAAAUAUGCAAAAUGGAGCUUCAGGAGGAAUUCACUUCUUGA